CCUUCCCACAAAGAAAAGCGGCACCCCUGAGGGUAUUCGUGUGUCAAGAUCAUGUCUGCUGCACGUGGCGCCAGCGCUAUACUGGACGGCAGAGAUGACUAGUAAUGUGUUUUCAGUUGGAUUUGUCAUUCACUAAGCAAUAAGAGAAAACAUAUUUUAUAGUUAUACGUAUAUGGCUCCAUUUCUCACCAUUAAUAAUUUAAAGGACGGUGCAGUAAGAAGAACAGCGUGUUACUCCUCUGUAAAUGGGGCACUCAUUCUGUUUAACAAAAACAAAACAACGCGUGCAAAGGGCUUCAUUCAACUCUCUGUGAACGGUGUUUAUUUAGAGAUUGGCGUUGUUUAAAUAGGAGUGACAGCAGACGCGUGCUCGACUUAUCACUGACUGAGUCCUGUUUACAGACUAUUAGUACAAGUUUAUCUCCCCUACACCACUAAUACGAACAUUAACCGGUUCACAACAACAGGAUACGAACGCGGAAGAAAAUAGCACCAGCUGUGAUUAAUUAAGCUUGCCACUCCGUAUCCGGGAGAGCCGGGGACGCUGGAGGGAACCUGGAUUUUUAAAAACAAUUUCAGGACGUGGAGUUUUUUACAUUUACAGUCUGACAUAUUGUACGUAGAGCUUCACUGUCACCAAGCCGACUACUGAGAUGGACAGAACUUUAGUCGUCUGGUUUAUAUGUGCGUUAAUAGGGGGCGCUUCGGCGACGCUAGACAGCUAUUACAACAGUGUGGAGCGAUCAGCGCCCCAUGAAGAGGCUAUGGCGCGGUUCCUGGUGGCCCGCCAGGCCAAGGCUUUCCUGCACACCAGGCCAGUGUAUCGUAAACGGGUGAAGCGGGGCUGGUUUGACCGCGGUGAGGAGGCUGUGGAGAGAUACAGGGAGAGUUUAGAGUCAGACAGAGAACAGCACCAAGCUUUGGUAGAAAUCAAAUGUCGCCAGCAGUGGCCGUGGUCGGAGUGGAGUCCCUGUAGUGGCCCCUGUGACAGCGGGAAAAGGUCAAGGUCAAGGACACUCAAGGCCGACGCCACAGCUGACUGUAAGAAACUGCCGCCGCCUCCGGACCGCUUUCAGCAGCAGGUGUGCUACAUAAACUGCCGAAAACGAGGCGUUGGCAACGGAGACAAAUGUAUCUGUUAUAGAGGUUAUAUCGGACAAUGCUGUGAGGAAGCAAUAACAUGUCCUCGCCCAGCCAAGCCACAAUACGGGCAUAUAGAGGGCGUGGUGGUGUGGCCGGCAACCUACAACUCUCACCUGUCUUAUGUGUGUGGCAAGGGUUACCGUCUGGAGGGGGACAGGCACAGGACGUGUCAACUGGACGGGAAGUGGUCCGGCAGAGACCCAGAGCCCUGUCAACGCCUGGAGUGCCCUAAUGUCACUGCUCCUGAUCACGGUAUCCUGGUGAACAGUAAAGACAUGUACCUGUAUGGAGACACCCUGGGGUUCCAGUGUGACACAGGGUACCUGCUACAUGGGCCAGACUCCAUGACAUGUGUACAGGAUGUGAAGAAACGAGGCAUGUGGAGCGCCGUGAAGCCGACAUGCCAAGCGCGUUACUGUGGAAAUCCCGGAAUCCCCAACAAUGGCGCGCGAAGUGGUCACGUGUACACUUAUGACGCCUUGUUGACCUUCACCUGUAACCAUGGUUACAAGCUGAUCGGGUCAACAUCCAGAAAGUGUCUUCCAACUGGAUCCUGGAGUGGAAAACAACCCAUUUGUAAAGAGAUCAACUGUGAUCAACUCGAGGCGCCAGCCAAUGGAAAUAUCGCGAGAACCAACGAGAGAAACGGCGUGGGCACCAAACUUGUAUUCUCGUGCGCCAGCGGCUAUGAGCUUGUUGGUAACAGCACUAUUGAGUGUCUGGCGGACGGCGGCUGGACAGGACAAGUUCCAGAAUGUGAAGCUAUAACCUGCAGUAACCCAGGUAAUCCCGAGUUUGGUAUCCGUAUUGAUGACGGGUUUCUCUACAGACAGAACAUCAGUUUUAAGUGUCUUGAUGGUUACGUUCUCCGUGGCCAGCAGGGGGCGGUAUGUAGGGCUAACAGACAGUGGUCAGCACCUGUACCCCGCUGUUUAGCUUGUCCCAAGGACACGUACAAGACGGUAGACCAAGGACAAGAGCUGUGUAUUCCAUGUCCACCAAACUCUCACACCGUCACCAACGCCACGGGCAGCAGACAGCUGUGCAUGUGUAACGAGGGGUUCAUUGGGCCAAACGGAGGACCUUGUCAGGAAAUCAGAUGUAAGGCACAUUCAGCACCUGUUAAUGGCAGCGUGGUCUCAUGUGGAACGAGAGUCGGCGAGACUUGCGUAUUUGCGUGCGACGAAGGCCACGUGUUGGUAAACGGAAGUAGUGUACGCAGGUGCACAGAAACCGGAAGUGAGCAGGGCAGUUGGGAUGGCACUGAGCCCCUGUGUUUGGCUUGCCCAAUAAACACCUACAAGGCCAGUAUCGCCAGCUGUCUUCCCUGUCCUACCCUCACCCAUACCAAUAGCACGGGCAACACGUUACAGGGUUGCAUGUGUGACGCAGGAUACAAGGGCCCGCCUGGUGGACCCUGCACAGAUGAAAACGAGUGCAACUCCAACGAAGGCAAAGGUCCUUGUCAGCAAGUCUGUGAAAAUGCCCCCGGAAGUUACAGGUGCGCAUGCUCCAUUCAAGGCUACGCCCUCGACGUGGACAAACACACGUGCAAAGUGGAGAAGCAGUGUAAGAACCUCACGCAGAGCGAGGCUCCUAAACAUGGCGGUCUGGUUUGCCACUGGUAUCAUGAAGAGAACUCCCAGCAGUGCACACUGAAGUGUAACCCGGGCUAUGACUUCCCCUCUCGUAUCAACGCCUUUGAAACCUGCGGCCCCACCACGGGCUUCCAGUGGUCAUUUAGACGAGUAGACCCCACGGCCCGACUCAGACCUUGCAUAGAGGAGUUCUUUCCCGGUUUCCGACUCGAAGCUGACACUGCCUACUUCACAAAGCAGUGCAAAUUGUUAACCGAGGACGACAAAGAAAUAGUGCGCCGCCAGUUCGCGGAUGCAUUGUCGAAGGAGGGUGUUUGCCGGGCUAGGCGUAUGAAAGUCUGUGACAUGAGAAACAUCGGUAUUAUCUGUGGUGGGGUGAAGCGAAGACGCAAGAGAGGGACCGGGGAGACGGAAGAACUGGACCAAGUGGACAUUGCCUUCAUCUUGGAGGCAGAAAAGUUCAACAGUACUACUGACUGCGACAAAAUCUGCCGUAGACUUCGCAUCCCAACUUACAUCUGUGAUACUCGCUGUAGUUCUGUUUAUCACCGCUUCUUGAGAGCGGCGCUGAUAUACGCCAAGAGGACCCUGUACCGGCUCUACUCAGAACAGAGAAAUAAAGUCGCCUUUGUGGCCGCCAACAGGACAUUUGAGGCCAAAGAGAGAGGAGCCAAGGUGUCCAACGUCAUAGCCCAGUGUGAGGAGGGGAUGAAGGCGGACGACCAGUCCAACUGUGUCCCUUGCCCGGAAGGAACCUUUUUCAAUAAAACAGAAAACGCAUGCACGGACUGCCCGGCAGGAAGUUACCAGCCUUUCACCAAGCAGACGAUCUGUCUUCCUUGUCCUGUAGGAAUGACGUCACAGCCCGGGGCUGCGAUAUGUUCAGAAUGCCCGGACAAAAGAUACGGAGAAAACUGUGCGGAGAUAUGUAACUGUGAUCGAGGGAAGUGUGACGUCAUUUCCGGUCAAUGUUAUUGUGAUAGCGGCUAUGAAGGAUUAGCUUGCGACACAGAUAUUCCUGGUUGCAGAGAGGCCCCAUGUUACCCUGGAGUCACGUGUCAAGACAUCCCAGCCCCGGGAACAGGAUACACAUGUGGCUCAUGUCCGAAUGGGCUUACGGGUGAUGGGAAGGAAUGCUACCCCAUUUCUAAAGAUGAAUUAUAGAGGAAUGCUCACUUAAAAUAUUAAAAAAAUAUAAUGUAUUAAAUUCAUAAGGAAUGCAAGAGAGAAGAACAUUUAAUGAGAAAAAUAA
Molecule: messenger RNA, 3993 nt
Organism: Lingula anatina
Lineage: Eukaryota; Metazoa; Brachiopoda; Lingulata; Lingulida; Lingulidae
Molecular function (GO): calcium ion binding
Source: RefSeq, a predicted model, not a curated record